Molecule: messenger RNA, 2720 nt
Organism: Pan troglodytes (chimpanzee)
Lineage: Eukaryota; Metazoa; Chordata; Mammalia; Primates; Hominidae
Gene: BKGD
Product: chromosome 11 C11orf54 homolog
Exons: 9
Coding region: 386-1333 (315 amino acids)
Cellular component (GO): nucleus
Molecular function (GO): zinc ion binding; hydrolase activity, acting on ester bonds
Source: RefSeq, a predicted model, not a curated record
GACCUCAGCCCUCCAACUCCCGAUAACCAGCCGACCUCCUCCAACCGUGCGGAAGAAAAGGGUUGGCUAUUUCCGUGGCCCAAGUAAUAGUCAGGCCGAAAUCUCGCGAUACAACUUAGCUUCCGGGAAGAAGGCGAGCGGUGGGAGGAGACGCGACGUGGGGGCGCCAUUUUUCUCGCCGCGCAGGGAGGACUGACUAACGUGGGCGGAGCUCUAGCUCGCGUAUUCUGAGGAGGCGGGGUUGGCCUAGGCGAAGAUCCGGACUCUGGUGUUUUGCUACCGUGACCGUUUAGAAACUGUUCAUACUUGGUGCGCUGUGGACUCUUGUGAUAAUUAACCAAGAGUAGCUCUAUUUGUCCAACCUCACACCUAAAGAAGAAAGAAAAUGGCUUGUGCUGAGUUUUCUUUUCAUGUACCAAGUCUUGAAGAGCUUGCUGGAGUUAUGCAGAAGGGGUUAAAAGAUAACUUUGCUGAUGUCCAGGUCUCUGUAGUUGAUUGCCCUGAUUUGACUAAGGAACCCUUUACCUUUCCUGUAAAAGGCAUCUGUGGGAAAACUAGAAUUGCAGAAGUUGGAGGUGUGCCUUACUUAUUGCCUCUUGUAAACCAAAAAAAAGUUUAUGAUCUGAAUAAAAUUGCAAAAGAAAUCAAGCUGCCUGGAGCCUUUAUUCUUGGAGCAGGAGCAGGUCCAUUUCAGACUCUCGGGUUCAAUUCUGAGUUUAUGCCAGUUAUUCAGACAGAAAGUGAACACAAGCCUCCUGUAAAUGGAAGUUACUUUGCCCAUGUGAACCCUGCAGAUGGAGGGUGCCUACUGGAGAAAUACAGUGAGAAAUGUCAUGAUUUUCAGUGUGCAUUACUGGCUAAUCUUUUUGCCAGUGAAGGCCAACCUGGCAAGGUAAUUGAGGUGAAAGCCAAAAGAAGAACUGGACCACUUAACUUUGUGACUUGUAUGAGACAGACCCUGGAAAAACAUUAUGGAAAUAAGCCUAUAGGAAUGGGAGGUACUUUCAUAAUUCAGAAGGGAAAAGUGAAGUCUCACAUUAUGCCUGCAGAAUUUUCUUCCUGCCCCUUGAACUCUGAUGAAGAAGUGAAUAAAUGGUUGCAUUUUUAUGAAAUGAAAGCUCCUUUGGUUUGUCUACCAGUUUUUGUCUCCAGAGACCCAGGGUUUGAUUUGCGACUGGAGCACACUCAUUUUUUUAGUCGUCAUGGAGAAGGUGGACACUACCAUUAUGACACUACUCCAGAUAUAGUGGAAUAUCUUGGAUACUUCUUACCUGCAGAGUUUCUCUAUCGCAUUGAUCAACCAAAAGAGACUCAUUCAAUUGGGCGAGAUUAAAUCAGCUGAUACUUAUUUAGAAAAAGAAAUAAUUAAGGUUAAUUAAUUGAUUGACUUAUUAAUUAAUACUGAUAUAAAACCAAUAGAAAUGAUCCCACAGGCCAGGCACAAUGGCUCAUGCCUAUAAUCCCAGCACUUUGGGAGGCUGAGGCAGGAAGCACACUGGAGCCCAGGAGUUUGAGACCAGCUUGGGCAACAUAGCAAGACCCUGUCUAUUUUUUUAAAAAAGUAAAAAAUAGAAAUUACCUCACUACUUAAAUCCCAUUUUUUUCACUUCAUAUGAAAGAAUAUAUUGAUAGUAUAUUCUAUAUUAUUUCAUAGAUCUGUCUGAAAGAGAUUGGGAACAAAAAUAUCUAAUUGAGAUAUUCUUUAAUUUUUUACAUAGCAGCUUUAUUUUUUUUAUUCUAUAGUGUCAGCAAAAUCAGUCAUGUUUAUACCUUGAAUAUAAAUAUCAGGAAUCAUGCAAUUAUUUCUACUAUGUAUUUAGUAGUAUAUUUGUAUAACAUUAUUACAUUUUGCAAAUUAGUAUCACAACUGCUAGGUAGAUGUUUCUAAGUAUUAGAAAAAUCAGUGUUAUUACCUGCAGGAUAUUAAAAAACAUUUGAAAAAGAGAAAAAGAAAAAUCAGUGUUUAGAAAUGUUGAUAGUUAUUGAAUCUUUGAAUUGAAUUUUAAAAAUCCAUUCUAGUAAUCAGAGUAUACCUUUUUUAUAGAACAAGGUGGCAGGUGGGGAGCCCUUUACCCUUCUGGUGAAGUUAAACCAUAGAAGUUUACAAUUUGCCUUUCACAAACAUUAGCAGUCCGGGCAUGGUGGCUGAAGCCUGUGAUCCCAGCAUGUUGGGAGGCCGAGUGGGAGGAUUGCCUGAGCCUAGGAGUUUAAGACCAGCCUGGGCACCAUGGUGAGACCCCACCUCUAUUAUUUAAAAUGUUUCUUAAAUAAAAAAAACACAAACAUUAGCAACUAGUUGGCUAGCCAUAAUUCCUCCCUUGUUUCGAUUGCCAGUUAGAAGCAAUUUUUAUUUCACUGGUUAUUUGCAAGAGAAGGGGUAAAAAAACAGCAUCAGAGUGCAACAUUGAAGUGAGCUUACUUUAAUUUGUAAGUGAAGCUGUUGCUGAACAUGACCACUAUCGUUGCUGAAAUAUAAAAUUAUACUCACUGAUUGUAAUGGUUGAAAUUUUCCUGAAUAAUCAUUAGCCAAAGAUCAACUCUCUAAUGGUGCUAAUGGCAAUCUAGCUAAUGUGCAAAUUUAGGAAGUCUUCAGUACUAAGUACAUAAUUUUCAAAUAAUAUUUUUAAUUGUCUACUUUGGAUGUUAGCUAUGUCUUGUGAGUAUAAAUUCCUAUUUUAAGCACUAUUUUGAUGCAAAAAAAGAAUAAAAAAUUUAAUUUA